UGAGAAGUCACAUGAGAAGUCAGUGCUGUACGGCGAGCUGCACACUAGAUUCCUACUGCUCUUCAUGAACGCUAUUGCUGUGGUGCUGCACUUUAGACACUAAUUGCACCUGUUUGCGAAAGAUACUUUGAGAAGGAAGCCAGCUGAGGUGACAGGUUUCCUUGGAACCUCUGUUCAGUGAGAUGAAUAUGUCAGAUCCACACAGUGACCAUGUGCACCCAACCAUGGCGCCUGCUAUCUCCGACUCUCAUGGGGACCAUAUGACACCCCCCGACACGGGCCAUGGGGAUCACAUGAUGAUGAUGCAAAUGACCUUCUACUUUGGCUACAAAAAUGUGGAGCUGCUAUUUGCUGGGCUGGUUAUCAACACACCAGGAGAAAUGGUAGGGGCGUGCAUUGGUGUGUUCCUGCUGGCUGUGUUCUACGAGGGUCUGAAGAUCGGCCGCGAGUUCCUGUUGAGAAGGAAUCAGGUGAACGUGCGUUACAACUCCAUGCCUGUCCCAGGAGCUGAUGGCACCGUGCUCAUGGAGACGCAUAAAACAGUCGGCCAGCGAAUGCUGAGUCUCGCACACUUUCUCCAGACCUUUCUUCACAUCAUCCAAGUGGUGGUCAGUUACUUCCUCAUGCUGGUGUUCAUGACGUACAACGGGUACCUGUGCAUCGCAGUGGCGGCGGGCGCCGGUCUCGGCUACUUCCUGUUCAGCUGGAAGAAGGCAGUAGUGGUUGAUAUUACAGAACAUUGUCAUUAACCUCUCUUGUGUGUAACCUCAAAAAAAAACAAAAAAUACCCAAUUCACAAUCCCAACAUGCACCGCAACUCUACAUGUGCUGAGCACUAUAUGAAUUCAUUCAUCUUGGUUAAUAUCGGCCAAGUGGCUCCAUUCUUUUUAAAGCUCUGUUUUGAUUUGUUUUAUUAAAAUUCGCUCCAGAUUUCAUAUCCCAUCCCAGUAAUCACAUAUGAGUGCACAGUCUACCUCCAUAGUGCUGAGAGCCACAACUGACAUUAUUUGUAAUAAUCAUUUCAUCUCAUGGAUUAUUACGCUCAUAAAGGUGCUUCUGGGUGUGACACAACCUAAAUAAACCCUUUGCCUUAAAUGAGGGACCACACACAUACACCCAAGAGGGCGACCGUAGACUCUAGAAGCCAAACUGGAUCUGGUGGACCCAAUAUACAAGCACUAGUGCCAGGACGGUGUGUUUUUUUUUUAUUUGUUUUUUGAGGUUGUUAUAUGGCCAAGUGUUUCAAAUCAUUGAAACUGUGGUUAAUAAUCAGCGACCAUUGUUUAGACAUAAACACUGGACUGAGUGAUGUUUGCACAAGAAAGAGAGGUUUUGGGACAAAGUCGAACUUUGCACCCUUUGGAGAGCUUUUAAGUAAAUAUGGAGACUGGUGGAAAAUAAAUCAUAUCUGAUGCCAGUGUCAACGGUUUCUUUUUGUAAUUUAAAUUUGGAACACACUGCGAUGACAGUGUACUUGAUAUCAGUCUUCUGACAAUCUUUUUACAUUAUGACAUUUUUUAAAAUGUAAAUUUGUGGCACAUUUGUGAUGUUGUGCAAAUCAUGAGCUGUUCAAGAUAAUAAGGUCAUCGCUCUGAUAGUUACAGGGUUCCAGUUCAGAAUGUGAAUUAUGUUGAAAUUGGGGAUAAUUAUGCUCCUUUAUUAAAAGGGGUGUGCCUUUUACAUAUGGGACCCAAUUAAAGUGCCCAAAGAGUGUCUCAAUUGCUUGAAAAAAAUAAAGGCCUUCUUACUGAGAAAAUCGCAAAACCACAUAUUUCAAACCAGUACACAUGUUUAAAAGUAUUUAAGUUAAAAGCAGAAAAGCUGUUCUAAAAGAAAAUAUUAACAUCAUGUUUUUGUAGCAGUUGCCACUGGUUUUGAUCAAUUUUGCAGAUUGGUUUUAAAAGCAAAGUAAAUCUUCACGAUCUUAAGUGGGAAAAACUACAAGCCUUUGUGUAGAAGCGCUGAACCUCAUUUCCAGUGCCGAGGCAAUGUUAAGAUUUCUUAGUCGGUUUACAGUUCAGUCAUGUCUGUAGAGUUUGAAAUAUAAACAGUACUGUAAUCAGUGAAAACAAAUAAAUAUUGUAUGAUCUGAAGAAU
Molecule: messenger RNA, 2097 nt
Organism: Carassius carassius (crucian carp)
Lineage: Eukaryota; Metazoa; Chordata; Actinopteri; Cypriniformes; Cyprinidae
Gene: slc31a1
Product: solute carrier family 31 member 1
Exons: 5
Coding region: 183-749 (188 amino acids)
Biological process (GO): copper ion transmembrane transport
Cellular component (GO): membrane
Molecular function (GO): copper ion transmembrane transporter activity
Source: RefSeq, a predicted model, not a curated record